UGGAUAUUUCGAUAUUCGCUUGUCAUUAUUUUAACAGAAACAGUGAAGUAUUUUAUGCCUUUGUAUCAGUUAGCAAAAUUAAUUUAAAAUCAUUCAUUUUUAAUUAUUAAAAGUCUAUAACAAAAUGAAUAUAACGUCGGCAGCAGGCGUAAUAUCGUUGCUGGACGAACCGGCGCCCGAAUUAAAAAUCUUCGCACUUCGGAAACUAGAUGCUAUUGUCGACGAAUUUUGGCCCGAAAUAUCAGAGGCAAUCCAAAAAAUUGAAUUCCUCCACGAAGACAAGACGUUUGCACAACAAAGUUUGGCUGCUCUAGUUGCUAGCAAGGUAUAUUAUCAUCUCGGUUCAUUUGCGGAUUCUUUACAAUACGCGUUGGGUGCCAGCGAUUUGUUUGACGUAAACGCGCGCAACGAAUACGUGGAAACCAUCAUAGCAAAAUGUAUCGACCACUACACAAAACUGAGCGUGGAGGCUGCAGAAAACCCAAGCUCCCCGCCUGUUAUGGAUGUGCGUUUGGAAGCAAUUGUCAAUCGUAUGUUUCAAAGAUGUCUGGAUGACAAGCAAUACAAACAAGCUUUAGGUUUGGCUUUAGAAACUAGACGCAUGGAUAUAUUUGCUAAAUCCAUUGAAUCAUCGGAUAAUAUAAAUGAAAUGUUAUCUUAUGCUUUCCAAGUAGCUAUGAGUACUAUUGAAAAUCGUAGUUUCCGCAGUACUGUAUUACGUUGUCUUAUUGGUUUGUACCGAAAUCUUGAAGUGCCAGACUAUGUGAAUAUGAGCCAAUGUUUCAUCUUUUUGGAUGAUCCCAAAUCUGUUGCUCAACUUCUCGAAGGUCUGAUACAAAAUAAUGAUGAGAAAAACUGCUUAAUGGCAUAUCAAAUAGCAUUUGAUUUAUAUGAAUCAGCUACUCAACAGUUUCUGUCAAGUGUUCUUGAGUCCUUACGCCAAACAGCUCCCAUACCUUCUGCAACACAUGUCAUUAAAGCAAUUCCUGCAGCCCAGAGUAGCACAGAUAAAUCAAAUGUUUCCAGUACACCUGUAGCUGUUGCUAAAAUCGAUGAAAGCACAGGUGAAACUGUUAUUGAAAAAAUUAAAGAACGUACUUUUGAUUCUCUUGGACCUGAUGAUAAGUAUCGACAAGAAGUAAUCCAAAAGUUGACUAAAGUAUUAAGUGGUGAAGUGAGCAUUGAGCUACAUCUACAAUUCUUAAUUAGGAGUAAUCAUACAGAUAUGUUGAUUUUAAAAAAUACAAAAGAAGCUAUUCGUGCAAGUGUUUGUCAUACAGCUACAGUAAUUGCUAAUGGUUUCAUGCAUAGUGGUACUACUAGCGAUCAGUUCUUAAGAGAUAAUUUGGAGUGGUUGGCCAGGGCUACAAAUUGGGCCAAAUUAUCAGCUACUGCUUCUCUUGGAGUUAUUCAUAGAGGUCAUGAAACAGACGCACUUGAACUUAUGCGCAGUUAUUUACCUCCUAGAGAAAAUAAUUCAUCCGGAAGUUCUGGAUAUAGUGAAGGCGGUGGUCUCUAUGCCUUAGGUUUGAUUCAUGCUAACCACGGUGCUGCUAUCAAUGACUAUCUUCUUGGACAACUUAAGGAUGCACAUAAUGAAAUUGUGAAACAUGGAGGAUGCUUAGGAAUUGGUCUUUCAGCAAUGGGUACAAGUCGUGAAGAUAUUUAUGAACAGUUGAAAUUCAAUAUGUAUCAAGAUGAUGCUGUGACUGGAGAAGCAGCUGGAUUAGCUAUGGGUUUGGUUAUGUUGGGAUCUAAAAAUGGUGAAGCUCUUCAAGACAUGGUGGCAUAUGCUCAAGUAACACAGCAUGAAAAAAUUUUGAGAGGUUUAGCUGUUGGAAUAUCAUUUGUCAUGUAUGGUCGACUAGAAGAAGCUGAUCCUUUAAUUACAUCGUUAUUACAAGAUAAAGAUCCAAUAUUACGUCGGUCUGCCAUGUAUACAAUAUCAAUGGCAUACUGUGGAACUGGAAGUAAUAUGGCUAUUCGGAAAUUAUUGCAUGUUGCAGUAUCUGAUGUUAACGAUGAUGUACGUCGCGCAGCUGUCACAGGUUUAGGAUUUUUAUUAUUCAGAACACCAGAACAAUGUCCUCAAGUUGUUAGUUUACUUGCCGAAAGUUAUAACCCUCAUGUUAGGUAUGGUGCAGCCAUGGCUUUAGGUAUUGCUUGUGCAGGAACCGGACUUAAAGAAGCUAUUAAUUUAUUAGAACCAAUGACUAAUGACCCUGUGAAUUAUGUACGCCAAGGAGCUUUAAUCGCAUCUGCUAUGAUUCUUAUUCAACAAACAGAAAGCACUUGUCCCAAAGUGAAAGAAUUCCGUACACUGUAUGCCAAAGUGAUUACUGAUAAACAUGAAGAUGUUAUGGCUAAGUUCGGGGCUAUUUUAGCUCAAGGUAUCAUUGAUGGAGGUGGUCGUAAUGUUUCUAUUUCAUUAGAAUCUAGAACUGGCCAUACUAAUAUGUUGGCAGUUGUUGGCCUGUUAUUAUUCACUCAGUAUUGGUAUUGGUUUCCACUAGCCCAUUGCUUAGCACUAGCUUUUACCCCUACAUGUAUUAUUGCAUUAAACGCACACCUUAAAAUGCCUCUCCUUGAGCUGAAAAGUAAUGCUAAACCUUCACUGUAUGCAUAUCCUGCAGCAAUGGAAGAAAAGAAACGAGAAGAAAGAGAAAAGGUCACUACUGCUGUAUUAAGUAUUGCAGCAAGAGCUAAACGUCGUGAAGGUGGAAGCGGAAGUGGAAGUGUAAAAGCUGUUGAACCAUCCACUAGUGAAAAAAUGGAAAUUGAUGAAAAAGAAGCAUCAACCAGUAAGAAGAAGGAUGAAAAGAAAGAAGAACAAAAACCUGAACCCAACUUUGAGAUACUGAAUAACCCGGCUAGAAUAAUGAAACAACAACUUAAACAUUUACAAUUAGUUGAAAACUCAGCAUAUCAACCUUUAAAAGAUGUUUCCAUUGGUGGUAUCAUCAUGACACGUUUUACUAAAAAUGGUGUUGAAGACGAACAGUUGGUUGAACCAGUCGCUGCUUUUGGACCUAAACCAGAAGAUGAUAAGGAACCUGAAGCUCCUGAACCUUUUGAAUAUACAGAUGAUUAAUAAUAUAAAACUUAAAUAUUUUUGUUACAUUCUAACAGACCAUGUAUAAUUUUUUUAUUUAGACUUAUAAUUUAUUCAUCCAUGUAAACUUGAAUUAAUUAUAAUAAUCCAUAAUUAUAUAAAUAUUUAAGUCUACUGUCUAGUGGAGAAUUAAUA
Molecule: messenger RNA, 3247 nt
Organism: Aphis gossypii (cotton aphid)
Lineage: Eukaryota; Metazoa; Arthropoda; Insecta; Hemiptera; Aphididae
Product: 26S proteasome non-ATPase regulatory subunit 1
Exons: 3
Coding region: 125-3091 (988 amino acids)
Biological process (GO): regulation of protein catabolic process; proteasome-mediated ubiquitin-dependent protein catabolic process
Cellular component (GO): proteasome regulatory particle, base subcomplex; proteasome complex; nucleus
Molecular function (GO): enzyme regulator activity
Source: RefSeq, a predicted model, not a curated record